ACUCCACAUGUGUAUAAGGAAUAAAAUCAGGUAAAUAAGGUGGUGUAAUUUACACUGAUGGACACUGAACCGACAGCGAACAAAAGAAUCUAAUAUGACAUAGACAGUAUUCAACAAACGAACAAAAAUAUUUCUAAAUUUCUUCUCCAUUCAUAAAUGGACACGACACAUUUUUGAGAUUUUUACGUGAGUAGUACAACAAGGGAAUUAAAUUUGUUGAACAGUAAUGAUAUAAAUAUAAAUAAUUAAAACUGUUUCCUAAUAAAACAUAAAAAUGUCUGAUUUGGGCGAAUGGUUUAGAAGUGUCCCCCAAUUUACUCGUUACUGGUUUGCUGGUUCAAUAAUAUUUACACUUUUGGGACGAUUUGGUUUUAUAAGUCCAUACAAUUUAAUUCUACUCUACGAGCCCCUAAAAAGGUUCCAAGUAUGGAGGCUCCUGACUAGCGUUUUGUAUUAUCCUAUUCAACAAGCAGGAUUUCAUUAUCUCAUUAAUCUUUAUUUUCUUUACAACUAUUCACGAAGAUUGGAAGAAGGUGUAUAUGCAGGAAAACCAGCUGAUUAUUUGUUUUUAUUAAUUUUCAAUUGGAUAUGUUGUAUAAUUCUUGGAUUGGCUGCUGAAUUGCCAAUCCUAAUGGAUCCCAUGAUCCUCUCGGUACUCUACGUGUGGUGCCAAUUAAACAAAAACACCAUUGUAUCAUUCUGGUUUGGUACGCGUUUUAAGGCGCUCUACUUACCUUGGGUACUUCUUGCUUUCAACUUGGUUCUCAGCGGAGGUGGAAUUAUGGAACUGUUCGGCAUAUUAAUAGGCCAUCUUUAUUUCUUCUUAAUGUUUAAAUAUCCUCAAGAGCUCGAUGGCCCUGCCCUACUCCAAACUCCUUCUUUUUUGAAGGCUUUCUUUCCAGAUCAAAUAGGAGGGGUGCAUGGUUUCGGUACGGCGCCUCAAAGGGCGGCGACAGCUGCAGCGCCAGGGGGUGGUACUCAGAGAGGAGGUUUUUUUGGAGGACAUAAUUGGGGAAGGGGAUAUACAUUAGGAGGAAAUUAACACCUGUUUAUAUAUAGAUAUACUGAAUUAUGUAAUUAACUACUAUUAAUUUUUUAUGUAUUAAUUUAUAUAAAUAAAUAUUUGUGUGAUA
Molecule: messenger RNA, 1133 nt
Organism: Psylliodes chrysocephalus
Lineage: Eukaryota; Metazoa; Arthropoda; Insecta; Coleoptera; Chrysomelidae
Source: the annotation of a GenBank genome assembly